CAUCUUGUAAAUGUAGUGUUGUUUUUUUUUUGUAUCCAAACAAAGUUUGCAUAGAAUAAAUUGUAGUUUGGUAAUUACCUAUUUUAAAAAUGUUUGCAGUCCAAAGACAUUUGCACGUAUCUUUAACUUGCAACCGAUUAAACUUUAUUCAUUUAUCGGCUUCUUGUAAUCAUGUUAUUAAAUUAACAAGGCUUCGUGUUGUUGACAACAGUGAAAUUGGAAAGCAAGCAAUGGCAGAAGGAAAACCUCCUAGAUGUAUACACAUAUACAACAAAGUCGGUGUUGGUAAAAUUGAACGAGCUAUUGGUAGUUGGCCACAAGUUACAGCAUUUGUCGAUUCUUGCAAAGGGGACAAAGUCCUGGUGGCUAUCAAGGGCCAGAAGAAAAAAGGGAUAAUAGUUGGUGCAAAACAAAUUCAGAAGCCUUUAGUACCAAAAUUUGAUACAAACAAUAUUGUUCUUAUUGAUGAUAAUGGUACACCGUUGGGAACAAGGAUUCAUGUUCCUAUACCAAUUGUGCUACGAACGAUUCUCAAAGAGAAGACACAUGCCAAAGGUGCCGACUACACAAAGCUUUUGGCGAUAGCAUCAAAAUUUAUUUAAUAGUUGAGAGUUUAAUAACUCAAGUAUUUAAGUGGCAAUAAACUGCUUCGUUAUUGUGAUGGUUGUACCGUGAAAAUAGUUUUUUAAUUGGAAAUAUUGUGUUUGUAAAUAAAGUAUUCACAUGUGUAUUUUAA
Messenger RNA from Bacillus rossius redtenbacheri, 736 nucleotides. RefSeq names its product large ribosomal subunit protein uL14m (gene mRpL14). Gene Ontology annotation, molecular function: structural constituent of ribosome. Gene Ontology annotation, biological process: translation. The transcript has 3 exons. The coding region runs from base 90 to 602 and encodes 170 amino acids. NCBI's taxonomy places the organism in Eukaryota, Metazoa, Arthropoda, Insecta, Phasmatodea, Bacillidae. The record is from RefSeq and is a predicted model, not a curated record. Gene Ontology annotation, cellular component: ribosome; mitochondrion.